AUGGUUUUCUUCGUCACGUCUUCCUUAUAUUACUUAUUGUCUUCGAGUUCUCGACGCCUCGUCCUCAUCGUCUCGUCAUCCUCGUCUGCAAGUCUGCCCCUCGUCCUCAAGUCUGCCCCUCGUCCUCAAGUCUGUCAUCGUCCUCAAGUCUGCCCCUCGUCCUCAAGUCUGCCCCUCGUCCCCCAAGUCUGCCCCUCGUCCCCCAAGUCUGCCCCUCGUCCCCCAAGUCUGCCCCUCGUCCCCCAAGUCUGCCCCUCGUCCCCCAAGUCUGCCCCUCGUCCCCCAAGUCUGCCCCUCGUCCCCCAAGUCUGCCCCUCGUCCCCCAAGUCUGCCCCUCGUCCCCCAAGUCUGCCCUCGUCCCCAAGUCUGCCCCUCGUCCCCAAGUCUGCCCCUCGUCCCCCAAGUCUGCCUCUCGUCCCCAAGUCUGCCCCUCGUCCCCAAGUCUGCCCCUCGUCCCCAAGUCUGCCCUCGUCCCCAAGUCUGCCUCUCGUCCCCAAGUCUGCCCAUCGUCCCCAAGUCUGCCCAUCGUCCCCAAGUCUGCCCCUCGUCCUCAAGUCUGCCCUCGUCCCCAAGUCUGCCCAUCGUCCCCAAGUCUGCCUCUCGUCCCCAAGUCUGCCUCUCGUCCCCAAGUCUGCCUCUCGUCCCCAAGUCUGCCUCUCGUCCCCAAGUCUGCCCUCGUCCCCAAGUCUGCCCCUCGUCCCCAAGUCUGCCCCUCGUCCCCAAGUCUGCCCCUCGUCCUCAAGUCUGCCCCUCGUCCCCAAGUCUGCCCCUCGUCCUCAAGUCUGCCCAUCGUCCCCAAGUCUGCCCAUCGUCCCCAAGUCUGCCCCUCGUCCCCAAGUCUGCCCCUCGUCCCCAAGUCUGCCCCUCGUCCCCAAGUCUGCCUCUCGUCCCAAGUCUGCCCAUCGUCUCCAAGUCUGCCCCUCGUCCCCAAGUCUGCCCCUCGUCCCCAAGUCUGCCCCUCGUCCCCAAGUCUGCCCCUCGUCCCCAAGUCUGCCCAUCGUCCCCAAGUCUGCCCCUCGUCCCCAAGUCUGCCUCUCGUCCCCAAGUCUGCCCUCGUCUCCAAGUCUGCCUCUCGUCCCCACGUCUGCCCCUCGUCCCCAAGUCUGCCUCUCGUCCCCAAGUCUGCCCCUCGUCCCCAAGUCUGCCCCUCGUCCCCAAGUCUGCCCCUCGUCCCCAAGUCUGCCCCUCGUCCUCAAGUCUGCCCAUCGUCCCCAAGUCUGCCCCUCGUCCCCAAGUCUGCCCCUCGUCCCCAAGUCUGCCUCUCGUCCUCAAGUCUGCCCAUCGUCCUCAAGUCUGCCCCUCGUCCUCAAGUCUGCCCAUCGUCCCCAAGUCUGCCCCUCGUCCCCCAAGUCUGCCCCUCGUCCCCAAGUCUGCCCCUCGUCCCCAAGUCUGCCCAUCGUCCCCCAAGUCUGCCCCUCGUCCCCCAAGUCUGCCCAUCGUCCCCAAGUCUGCCUCUCGUCCCCAAGUCUGCCCCUCGUCCCCAAGUCUGCUCUCGUCUGCAAUCUUCAGAUCAGAAAAAAAUAUAUAAUUUUUUCACGCUAA
Procambarus clarkii (red swamp crayfish) is the source of this 1542-nucleotide messenger RNA. RefSeq lists its product as uncharacterized. Lineage: Eukaryota; Metazoa; Arthropoda; Malacostraca; Decapoda; Cambaridae. The record is from RefSeq and is a predicted model, not a curated record.